AUGAAUACAUUUAUAAAUAAUGGCAAUUACAGAAAUAGAACAUUAAAUGUAUCAAAAUGUUUAAAUAUAAAUUAUAAAAUAAAUUCAAUUCAGCAUUCUUCAUCUAUUUUUUGCCCAAUAUGUAAUAUACCUUUUAAUUCAAAAAUCCGAAUUAACCCAUGUUAUCAUAUAAUUUGUAAUAAAUGCUAUGAUUUAAGUGUACUUCAACAAAGCUGUUUAAUUUGUAAUAGCUACAUAAAUGAUGUUGAUUAUAUAUUUAUAAAAGAUAAAAUAUAUAUAUGCCCUUUUAAUGAUUGUAAAAAAGGUUAUUUAAAUGAAAAAAGUUUCAAUUAUCAUAUAUAUUUUAAACACGAAUUUUUAAAAGAAAAAAAAAAAAUAUGUGAAAAAAGCAGUAGCAGCAGUAUUAGUGAUAUUCAAAAUAUAAAAGAAGAAAUAUCUCCCAAAAAAGAAAUAUUUAAAAAUAACUUUUUUAAUUUUGGUAAAAAUAGUCAAAAUAAAGAAGACAAUAAAUAUCCUAACAUAAGAGAAAAUGAAAAAGAAUUAAUUUAUGAAUAUAAUAAAAAUGAUAUGAAUCUUGAGUUUUUAAAAAAAAACAAUAUAAAUAAAAAUAUAGAUGCAAAUUAUACAGAUUCAAGUAAAACAUCCCCCUUUUCAGAUUUAAAAAAACAAAAUCCAAUACAAGAAAAUACUUUUAAUUUAAAUAAUUUAAUUAUUAAUAACAAAUCACUUGAUAAUCAAAAUUUAAUUAAUAAAAAUAUUAUGAAUAAUAAUAAAAACAUUUCUAAAUUUGCUAAUGUUAUGCAAAUUCCUGACAAAUGGAAUUAUGCAAAUGUUCCAUUUAAAUCAGAUUAUAAUACUUUUAAUUUUUCAUGUAAUGAAAAUUCAUCAAUUAAUCAAAAUAGCCAAAGUAAAAAAAACAAUCAAGAUGAUGAUUACGAUAAUUUAGAAGAUUUAAUGUAA
Molecule: messenger RNA, 960 nt
Organism: Plasmodium gallinaceum
Lineage: Eukaryota; Apicomplexa; Aconoidasida; Haemosporida; Plasmodiidae
Product: zinc finger protein, putative
Exons: 1
Coding region: 1-960 (319 amino acids)
Biological process (GO): regulation of cell adhesion; protein ubiquitination
Molecular function (GO): ubiquitin protein ligase activity
Source: RefSeq, a predicted model, not a curated record